UUAUUUAACAGAACCUGCGAGGCGACCCAGCUGCAGUCAGCAGAACGGGACUAUCUAUGAACCAUCAGCAUUAUUCACGGUCUUUACUCACUCAUUAAUAAAUCGUAGGUAGCACUAUCAUGCCAUUCGUAGUAUUCGUCGCGGUGUCUUUCGCUCACGUCCUCUUCACGGUCGGCGUGGUGUGCAGGCCCCUGGCGGACGCGGGCCCCUACCUGGAGCACGGCUGGGGCCAGGUGGUCCGAGUGAGACACCUGUACGCCGCCCGCCGCGGCCUCCACCUGCUGAUCAGCGGGGAUGGGAGGGUGGGGGGCUCCACCGAGCAGACCCCCAACAGCCUCAUGGAGAUCCGUCCGGUGGACAGAGGAUGUGUCGCCAUAAAGGGAAUCGCUGCCGCUCACUUUCUCUGCAUCGUCAGUAAUGGGAGACUAUACUCAUCGCUGGUGUUCAUCAGGGACGACUGCACCUUCCGGGAGCAGAUCCUCCCAGACGGGUACAACGUCUACACCUCGGCCACGCACCACGCCGUGCUCAGCCUGGGGGGGCCCCGGGGCCCCGAGGGGGGCCCCGAGGGGGGCCUGCCCGCCCACGCCCAGUUCCUCCCCAUGGUGAGCUCCCUGGAGCCGGGGCCCGUGGGGGGGCCGGGGGCAGUGGGGGGGCCGGGGGCAGUGGGGGGGCCGGGAGGGCCGGAGCCCAGGAGCCGGCCCCCGGAGCUGGAGCCAGUGGACCACCUGGAGGCCCUGGGGGCCCUCCCCCAGCUCAUCCACAGCCCUAGCUUCCAGAGGAGGUGACCCCCGCCAGGAGGUGACCCCCCGCUAGGAGGUGACCCCCGCCUGGAGGUGACCCCCCGCUAGGAGGUGACCCCCGCCUGGAGGUGACCCCCGCCUGGAGGUGACCCCCGCUAGGAGGUGACCCCCGCCUGAAGGUGACCCCCGCUAGGAGGUGACCCCCCGCUAGGAGGUGACCCCCGCCAGGAGGUGACCCCCGCCUGGAGGUGACCCCCCGCUAGGAGGUGACCCCCGCCAGGAGGUGACCCCCGCUAGGAGGUGACCCCCCGCUAGGAGGUGACCCCCGCCAGGAGGUGACCCCCGCUAGGAGGUGACCCCCCGCUAGAAGGUGACCCCCGCUAGGAGGUGACCCCCGCCUGGAGGUGACCCCCGCCUGGAGGUGACCCCCGCUAGGAGGUGACCCCCGCCAGGAGGUGACCCCCCGCUAGGAGGUGACUCCCGCCAGGAGGUCCCAGGUGGGACGCCGUUCCCUGAUGUCGACAGGCCGCGGGGCGAGGGUCAGCCCGGCAGCAGCCACGGCUCUGGGCGGCGGACGUGCAGAACGGGCUCCCAGGGAUGGACGCCACGAUAUCAGCAGGGGUCAGGGGUCAGGGGUCAGGGGUCAGGGGUCAGGGAGAUGGACGCCUGGAGUGUAGCGCCACCUGCUGCCCUGAGUGUCUCCUGCCCCCCGGUCCAUCAGGGUCUACUGCCCCACAGUCUGUUAGGACCUACUGCCCCCCUACUGCCCCCCUACUGCCCUCCUACUGCCCCCCUACUGCCCCCCUACUGCCCCCCGGUCCGUUGAGAACCAGGGGCAGACGACCGGAGACCAGCGACGCCGUGGGGACGGACGGACGGACGGAGGCUACAGAGGUGUGUGUGUGUGUCGGUGCCACGGACAGACGGCCUGCUAGGCCCUCUGCGACUCUACCUGUGAUUAAGGGCUACACGAAUACAAUUGACGUGAAUUGAAUUAGUUUAUACGAAACGUAACCCAAAUAGCGUUGUUGCGCUGUUGUGUUUAUUUAAAUCUAUGUUUACGAUGUAAAUGAUUGCGUAAUUGUGUCUGGGAGACUGUUUGUUUUCAGAUAAACAUUAAUGUGUCCCAGCACAUUUGUAUUUUAUUAUUCGCCUAAGAUAUGAUAUGCAUAAUAUGUUAAUAAUACUAUAUAAUACAUGUUAUGUAGGCUUUGUAUUAGUAUUUAUUUUGAUAUAAAUGUGUUUGUUAUACAGAUGCAUGUGCAUUCAUAUCAAUGAAUAUGGACCGAGUUGCACUCAUUGUAGCCAAAGUGCAAGUUGUGUAACAAAUAUAUAAAAGACAACCAACGCCUC
Molecule: messenger RNA, 2096 nt
Organism: Gadus morhua (Atlantic cod)
Lineage: Eukaryota; Metazoa; Chordata; Actinopteri; Gadiformes; Gadidae
Gene: fgf19
Product: fibroblast growth factor 19
Exons: 3
Coding region: 120-788 (222 amino acids)
Molecular function (GO): growth factor activity
Source: RefSeq, a predicted model, not a curated record